AUGCGAAAGCAUGAAACACUUUUGGAAAGAAUUGAAGAGUUUACUCUUCAAUUUGAGUACAGUGUUUAUAAGGCCUCGUUGUUUAGUGGGGAGAGUUUAAUGGUGAACGCAAGUACAUUAUUGCUCUUUACGCUAGGACAACAUGGGUUAUCUCGGGUUGAAGAUCGAAAGAUUGAAUACUAG
This is a messenger RNA of Priceomyces carsonii, 183 nucleotides long. RefSeq lists its product as uncharacterized. NCBI's taxonomy places the organism in Eukaryota, Fungi, Ascomycota, Pichiomycetes, Serinales, Debaryomycetaceae. The transcript has a single exon. The coding region runs from base 1 to 183 and encodes 60 amino acids. The record is from RefSeq and is a predicted model, not a curated record.